AUGCAGGAAAGUCCGGCUGGGGUGGAAAAGUCCCCAUCGGUAGAUUUAGAUGGACAGCGUUUGACUGCAAAAAGCACGGUUGAAUCCGUCCCCAUCAAUGUCGCCCCCUCCCCAUCAUCUGGUCCCCCUGCCCCUCCAAAAUCCCCCCUGAUCGACAGUCCAAGAAAAAGCUCAAGAGUUCCCGUGAGUAAAGUCCAGCUGACCAUGGAAAUGUGCAAAGGGAGGCUCUCAGAUCUGGGCGAUGGGCUGCAUUUUCGAACAAUGUGCUUGUCAAAUCUCGGCUUGGAUUUCUUGGGCGCGAAUAUUUUGAAAUUCAAGUUGAUAAAUAACCUGAACAUAGCUCACAAUAACAUCACAAGCCUCGGCAAACACAUCGGUCAACUCGAAAACCUGCUGAAAGUAGAUGUCUCUCACAAUCGUCUUACGAAAGCGUUUGAUUUCACCAGCGCUGGAAUGCUACAGUACGCAGAUUUUUCGCACAACAGAAUCGAGGAUGUCGACAACGCUUCCAAUCAUAAAUAUCUUCGAGAACUCAACCUUUCCCAUAAUAAUAUUGACGACAUCAGAGCGCUAAGCCGAUUGAAGCAGCUAAAAUCGCUGAAUUUAUCCUACAACGAGCUGCGCCAAGCUGAAGGACUCGAGGAUCUACCCUUGUUAAAAUUGGACCUGUCAUCAAACAAGCUCCAGAAUGUGUUUGAUGUGGUCAAGCUGAAAUUCCUGCUCGUCCUGGACAUUUCCAACAAUCAAAUAAGCGAUAUCAAGCCACUCGUUGAAGCCAAUUUGCCACUUCAAGAUCUGAGACUUGGGUACAAUAAACUCGCGAAUAUGCAAGAGAUUCUCCCACUUCAAGAAAUCAAAUUCCUUCACAAACUUCAACUCAUUGGAAAUCCACUGGACAAGACUGAAGACUAUCGCCAAUUGGUGCUGUAUCUCUUCCCGAAAUUGACGUUUUUCGAUGGGACGCCAGUUGAGCCGAUUGAUACAGUUAGGGCGAGGAAUCUGUUUAGGCCGAGUGCCGAAUUGUGCUCGUCGCUGGAUCACAUGACGCACACGGUUUAUGGCAUUUUGGAAGGACAGAGAUUACGAGAAUAUGUGAUGCCAAAUCCAGACUAUCCUUACCCCUUCCUGAUAAUCACGGGCCCUCCGAAACUCAACAAGUCGAGUCUCGUCAAGCAAUUAGUCGAAGAAUUCGGAGACGCGUUCGGCCACGCAUCUAGUCACACAACAGCUGAAGAAGCCACCGCAGAGAUGUACCAUCACGUGGACGACGUCGAAUUCCAAGAAAUGAUCCGAGGAGGAGCUUUUAUUCAAAUGGCCAGAACGCCAGAUGGCAUUAUGUAUGGUCUCACAAAGGAUUAUCUGGAAAAAGUCGCGCUUGAAGGAAAAGCGGCAAUUUGCCACAUGAAUUUGGACGGCGUCCGAACGAUGAAAUUGACGACUCUUCGACCUCGAUACAUCAUGAUCACGCCCAAGUCGCCCGAAUCGUACAAGUCGCUUCUGGAAGAAAAGAAAUGCACCGAUUUAGAAAUCCAAGAAGCGUUCCACUCAGUCGAGCAAUUCGCGAUCAUGAACAGAGAGCAGCCGGGCUAUUUCGACAUGGUCAUCGCCGCGGACAACGAGGAAGAAGCGUAUGAAGUUUUGAAGAAGCUGGUGAUAGAAUUUCUGGGAGAAAAUGAAGUUCGAUCGGCAAAGCAGCGCCAAGGAUCGAUGAGUUCGAUGAUUACGACUCCUGAGCAGCGUCAGAGAAGAGCGGAACAACUUAUCGAAUCUGUUAGAAAUGUCGAGCCGCCUUUCAAGGUUCAAUCUGCGCCGAGCAAGCUGACAAACUCCUCCGUCCACAAUCUCUUGAACUUGAUCGAUCACGAAAUAGGCUCUGCAGAAUCUGAAGAAGAUUGGGAGACUAGCUCAUCGAUUCCGCCGAAAACGCCAACGAAACUUCCACCAAUCGCGCAGAAGUAG
Messenger RNA from Oikopleura dioica, 1959 nucleotides. Lineage: Eukaryota; Metazoa; Chordata; Appendicularia; Copelata; Oikopleuridae. The record is from the annotation of a GenBank genome assembly.